UGGUCUGGGGGUCAGAGCAUGCGAAUCGGUGUCCGCAGAGGAAUUGGAUGACGGGGAGAACCGGGAUGUUCUCUUGAAGGAGACACGGGGCAGGCAGGGCAGGUCUUUUACUUAAACUGCAAAUUUAACCUGGAGAAAAGAUAAGAGAGGAGGGUGGGAUGGAGAGAACUCCUGGAAGUUAGGACAUUAAGGGCCGUUUAUAACUUGGAGGAAGGAUUAACUUCAAUACCUGACAUUUUCUUUAGGGUCUGGUGCAUAAUUUAUAUUUCGAACAAAAAAACCUGUUGAGCUUUACUUCCUGUAAAUCUCAAACUCUUGUGAAACUCAGUGUGGAAUGAAGGUGGGAGUUUUUUUCCUCCCCAUUUUUUUUCUGUUUGGGAAGAAAAGAUAAAUAUUAUGGUGGAUGCCUUUUUUAAAAAACAACACAAAGGUUUUCUAAUGCCCCAUUUUAGAUCUGGAUUAACUCUGGCCUGAUUACAUUCAAGGCACGCCACGCCCAUUAAAAUUUAAAGAGUACAGUGUUAAAAAAGCGUAGCCAUAUUUUUUGUUUUUAUUUUGCAAUCAUGUUGCUUAAAGUACACAGAUUUAGUAGGAAAGUGUUUCGUAGCUUGAUGUGCUGCCCUAGUUUGGGUGUCAUCUGCCUUGGAAUUGGGAAAAGUUUAAGUUGGCAGCUUCCAUGUAGAAACUUCCACAUCUCCUGUCAAAGAUGUACAGUGAUGCCAUCCUGGGUGAUUGACCGUUAUGGGAAAAAUGAUGUGCUGCGAUUCACCACUAACAUGAUGCUGCCUGUAAUCAACUUCCCUAAUGAAGUUGUUAUUAAAGUCCAUGCUGCAGGUUUAAAUCCCAUUGAUGUUAACAUGCGAAGUGGUUAUGGAGCUGCUGCACUAAGGAUGACCCGAGAUCCGCUGCAUAUCAAAAGCACAGGCAGUGAAUUUCCUCUCAUACUUGGUCGGGAUGUUUCGGGGGUUGUGAUGGAAUGUGGAUUAAAUGUGUCCUAUUUCAAACCUGGAGAUGAGGUUUGGGCAGCGGUUCCUCCCUGGAAACAAGGCACUUUGUCAGAGUUUGUUCUGGCAAGUGGAAAUGAGAUAUCAAGAAAGCCCCAAUGUCUCAGUCACACUCAAGCUGCUUCCUUGCCUUAUGUUGGUCUAACAACAUGGUCUGCAAUGAGACAGGUUGGGGGGCUAAAUCAGGAUAAUUGUAGUAAUAAAAGAGUAUUGAUCUUUGGAGCAUCAGGUGGAGUGGGUACUUUUGCUAUACAGUUAAUGAAAGCCUGGGGUGCUCACGUGACAGCGGUUUGUUCCCAAGAUGCCAGUGAACUGGUGAAACGUCUCAGAGCAGAUGAUGUGGUUGAUUACAAAUCUGGAAGAGUGGAAGAACAGCUGAAAAAAUUACCACUGUUUGAUUUUAUUCUAGAUAAUAUUGGUGGAUCCACUGAAAAAUGGGCUCCUGAACUCCUCAAAAAGUGGUCAGGAGCCACAUAUGUCUCUUUGGUAACACCCUUCUUAGUGAACGUGGACAGGCUUGGUGUAGCUGAUGGCAUGUUACAGACUGGAGUGACUAUUGGUGCAAAAGCUGUCAAGCAUCUUUGUAAAGGGAUCCAUUACCGGUGGGCAUUUUUCGCACCAAGUGGCGUUUAUCUGGAUGAAAUAGCUGAUCUUGUUGAUGCAGGAAAGAUACAGCCAGUUAUUGAUGACGUUUUCUCAUUUUCUGACGUUCCCAAGGCCUUCCAGAAGGUGGAAGAAGGGCAUGCACGUGGGAAAACUGUGGUUAAUGUAACAAACAAACAAACAAACAAAUAAAUAAAUGCUUUCUCUCUAGA
Molecule: messenger RNA, 1819 nt
Organism: Rhineura floridana
Lineage: Eukaryota; Metazoa; Chordata; Lepidosauria; Squamata; Rhineuridae
Gene: RTN4IP1
Product: reticulon 4 interacting protein 1
Exons: 9
Coding region: 564-1799 (411 amino acids)
Cellular component (GO): mitochondrion
Molecular function (GO): zinc ion binding; oxidoreductase activity
Source: RefSeq, a predicted model, not a curated record